CUGUCGUUUCUUGAUGACGUAGUUUGUAGGCGGCGAAUUCUGUCUAUUGUGUUUAUCUUGAGCUUUACAUAGUUGUGUCGUGAAUGGAUACAGCUUUAUCGUUUAAGAUUAUUACACCUCUCUCGGACAUGGACUGGAACACAUCUUAAAGAUUAGUCAGCUUUGUCCGAAAAUGCGAAAAUGAACAAAGGGUGGCUCGAGCUCGAGAGUGAUCCAGGACUCUUCACUCUGCUGGUUGAAGAUUUUGGUAUCAAAGGUGUUCAAGUAGAGGAAAUCUAUGAUCUUCAAAGCAAAUGUCAAAGCCCUGUCUAUGGCUUCAUCUUCUUGUUCAAGUGGAUUGAGGAACGUCGAUCCAGGAGGAAAGUCAACACUUUGGUGGAUGAGACUUCUGUCAUUGACGAGGAAAUUGUAAAUGAUAUGUUCUUUGCUCAUCAGCUUAUACCAAAUUCAUGUGCCACCCACGCUUUAUUGAGUGUGCUUCUGAACUGCAGUGGCGUUGAGCUCGGCACCACCCUUAGUCGCAUGAAGGCUUUCACAAAAGGCUUUAGUCCAGAGAGUAAAGGUUACGCAAUAGGAAAUGCCCCAGAGCUUGCCAGAGCACAUAACAGCCACGCCAGACCGGAGCCCAGGCACCUGCCGGAGAAACAGAAUGGGAUAAGUGCAGUGCGAACUAUGGAGGCAUUCCACUUUGUGAGCUAUGUGCCCAUCAAAGACCGCCUCUUUGAGCUCGAUGGACUCAAGGCGUACCCCAUUGAUCACGGGCCAUGGGGUGAGGAGGAGGAAUGGACCGAUAAAGCUCGGCGGGUUAUCAUGGAGAGGAUUGGCCUGGCCACUGCUGGGGAGCCGUACCAUGACAUUCGCUUCAACCUCAUGGCAGUGGUGCCUGACCGCAGGAUGAAGUAUGAGUCCAAACUUGAAAUUCUAAAGAGGAAUCGACAGACUGUUCUGGAGGGUCUACAGAAGAUGAUCCGGCUCACUCAGCCCGAGCUUGUCCAAGACAAGAAGCAGCAGGAGUCUUCCUCCGUUGAUGAUAACCCCACUGCGAUCAAGAAAGAGGCAGAUGUGGAGCCAGUUACAUCCCAGGGGGCUAAUUCAGUGGAUGAGUCUGGAGAUCAGUCUAAAGAUGCCCCUAGCCCUUCAGGGAACGCUAAGAUCAUGGGCAAACCACCAGUCCCUAGAGGAGGAGGUCCCCAGCAAGUCACCAGUCCCAACCCCAUUGUUCAGCGGCUGCCUGCCUUCCUGGACAACCACAACUAUGCCAAGUCUCCAAUGCAGGAAGAGGAGGAUCUUGCUGCAGGAGUUGGACGCUCUCGAGUGGCAGUGACGCCAAAACCCCAAUCCUCCGAUGAUGAAGAUGAUUAUGAGGAUGAGGAGGAGGAAGUAACUGGUUCUGCAGGCACAUCCAACAGGUUUAGACGGAAGGCAGGUCUGCGAUCACGACCAGUACGGACAGGGACUGGAAUGGAGAGCCAGAUUGCCCUCACUGUAUUGGCUGAGAAACUGAAGAAGGAAGCCCAAAGGAAAGAUGCCCUAAAUACACCCCUUUCUGUACGCACAGAAGGGCGCACAGGAGGCAUUUGCAUCACAUCUGCUUCACAGCCUUCCCCCACACCCAGCAACGAAAGCACUGACACAGCCUCUGAGAUCGGCAGCGCCUUCAACUCCCCGCUACGCUCACCCGCACGCUCCCAAGCUGCCACGCGUCCAUCCAGUCCAGUCGCAUCCCAUCUGUCUCGUGUUCUGUUUGGAGAAGAUGAGAUGCUCAGACUAGACUCCAGACAUAACCGCGCAGUAAGAGAACUAGGUCCCUCUGUCAGCGCAGCCUUGUUACACCUGCAGGAGGAUGGCAUCAUCUUUGCUCUCCCUCCAUCUGAUUUGGCUGCUGAUGGCACAAAGCGGCCUCACUCUCUUGAGAAGAUAAAAGACCUCUCGGCAGCAGAGAAGGGAGGCGUGAAUGAGGGAGAUGAGGGACCAUCUGUGGAGAUAAAACAAGAGUCGAGCAAGGAUGGAGCAGAGGUGAGGCCUAGCAAGGAAAAGCCCAAUGCUUCGGAAACAACAGCAGACAGCAAGCCCCAUGGGGAUAAGUACUCUCCCAAAGAGCUGCUUGCACUGCUCAAGUGUGUGGAAGCCGACAUUGCCAAUUAUGAGGUGUAUCUAAAGGAGGAAGUAGAAAAGAGAAAGAAGUACAAAAUUGAUGAUCAGAGGAGGACCCAUAAUUACGAUGAGUUCAUCUGCACCUUUAUAUCAAUGCUGGCCCAAGAAGGCAUGUUGGCUAGCCUUGUGGAGCAAAACAUUUCUGUGCGUCGUCGCCAGGGAGUGAGUAUCGGCCGGUUGCACAAACAGAGGAAGCCAGAUCGUAGGAAACGCUCCCGACCGUACAAAGCCAAGCGCCAGUAAUUCAAACAAUCAUAACUUCUGUAAGAAGCUGAGCAAUCACCACAGAGAAAAAGAAAUUGAUGCAAUCCUGAGCUGUUUCUUAACGGCAGUCUAGUGUUGUAUUUUAGUCUGAGCCUCCUCUACUUCAUGAGAUCGACCAUGUGUUUGGUUAGUUCUUAUCAUUUAUGUAUAUAUGUACUUCCAUUUUAGUCACAAUGUAAAUGUUUGUCUUUCUUGUGCCAUUGCUAUUGACUGUUUGUAAAUAUGAAAAAAGGCAUGUGCCCAAUGGUGUGUCAAAUGCUUUUUCAUCUAGCAAAGUAUUCAUUAUUAUUGAAAGACCUCCUCUCCAGUCUUAUGGUCAGUUUAGUAUGUCACCAAAUAUUCAAUUUGGUAACAAUAAGUCGAUACUUCCUCAACCCGUGUUUUUAUGGUGUUCUGACAAAAGAAGGCCAUGUGUUUUAUUCCUCCAUAGCAUUUCAGGUAUAAUCUCUUUACUGUUGGUAAUUCACUUUGUAACAUAAAAAAACAAACAUCUUUUAAUCACACACUUGAAUGUUUUUUCAACAAAGGGUCGCUUGCUGUAUAUGAAUAUCUUUUGAGGUCCUGCAAAUGAGAAACACGCUGUUAUUUUUGUACUUGAAAUGGAUCUCAAAGUGAGUGAUUAUUAAGUUGGAUGUGUGAUCUUGUAUGUUUUUGUACAUAUGUAACCGUUGGUUGGCUUGCCUGUACACUGAGUUCAGUUGUUCUGUGUGCUUGCCAAUUCAUACUACAAUAAAGUCAAUAAAAAUGUCUUGCUAUAA
This is a messenger RNA of Cyclopterus lumpus (lumpfish), 3176 nucleotides long. It is a transcript of the gene bap1, whose product is annotated as BRCA1 associated protein-1 (ubiquitin carboxy-terminal hydrolase). The transcript is spliced from 17 exons. The coding region runs from base 181 to 2397 and encodes 738 amino acids. Gene Ontology annotation, biological process: ubiquitin-dependent protein catabolic process; protein deubiquitination. Lineage: Eukaryota; Metazoa; Chordata; Actinopteri; Perciformes; Cyclopteridae. The record is from RefSeq and is a predicted model, not a curated record. Gene Ontology annotation, molecular function: cysteine-type deubiquitinase activity. Gene Ontology annotation, cellular component: cytoplasm.